Molecule: messenger RNA, 6926 nt
Organism: Melanaphis sacchari
Lineage: Eukaryota; Metazoa; Arthropoda; Insecta; Hemiptera; Aphididae
Gene: pcx
Product: pecanex-like protein 1
Exons: 30
Coding region: 298-6534 (2078 amino acids)
Biological process (GO): endoplasmic reticulum organization
Cellular component (GO): membrane; endoplasmic reticulum
Source: RefSeq, a predicted model, not a curated record
GUUAUGACUUAAUGAGUUAUCAAACGUGACUGUCCGCUACCAUCAGUUCCAUCAGACCAUUACCAUCAUAACUUAACUCUGAAGUGUUAUAACUUAAAAAUAACAAUGAAUAUUUGAUAUUUGUGUUUUUUUAAUUUUCAAGUUGUACUGUUUUUUAUAUAUUUUUUUUUGUUCAAAACAACGAUCUUAAUUCGACUACUGAACAUGCUGUCUUAGUCACCAACAUAAAGUCAAAAAAAUGUGUACUUGGAUUCAAAAUUGAUAAGUUACACAAAGCACAAAUGACUGGUGGAGAAUAUGGGUUCUCAGUUUUGGGACAUAUUGCGUCAAGGCAUUUGGGCAUCGUUCACAGGAGGAUGGUACUACGAACCAAAACACAGCAUUUUCACCAAUACAUUCCAUCUUUAUUUAUGGCUCAUUUUACUUUGUUUGCCAUUUUUUAUACACUUGUAUAUAUCAGAGAUGUUUAUAUGGAUACUGUAUUCAAGUGUUGUAAGUUUGAUAAUUACAGUCAUAAAACUUGUAAAUUGGUCUUUGCAUCACAUGUUCGACACAACCGAAUAUAUUGUAGAAGACACCAAAAAGAAUAGAAGUUCAGAUAUUGAAGGUCGUCGUCCUGCUCUUAGAGAACCAAACCCAGAAGAUGAGGGUAUUGAAAUGCAAAUCCUUAAUUUGGGGGUCCGUAGAAAUGAACCUUCAACAUCUGGAUACCACCGAAAUGAACCAAAUGGAGGAAGGCAAAGUAGUUCUACUAGCACUGAUUCUGGAUUACAUAUUCAAGAAAAAAUUAUACGUGAUUGGCCUAUUAAAAGUUUAAACAAUCCACAUUUUGUUGAUAAACCAGUAGAAGAAAAUAGUAAUAGACGUUAUGAUCGUGCAGGUUUACAAAGUUUUUCAGAAAUAUGGAAAUAUCAAGAUGAACAGGUUCAAGACUUCAUUACAGUAUCUACUGAUUGCUUCACAAAUGAAAGUAAUACAUUAGCAUUAAAAAGAGAUCCAAAGUGUGCUAGUUCAGAUUAUUCUACAUCUAGUGAUGCGUUUACCAAAGAUAAAGAUGUAGGAAGAACAUCUAGUUACCAACUUGUUUUUACAUCGAGUGAUAUUGACUACCCAAUUGUUGAACACUGUGAAGAUCAGUGUUCUAGUCAUGGAAUAAUACACACAACAAUUGAUAGCGAUGAUGAUGAAGAAGCUGGAAGUAGAUCACCUUUGUUAAAUAGCCACGAAGAAAAUUGGAAAAAAAUAUGUGCUGAAGUUAAAGGAAUUUUCCAUACUGAAAGUGAUGUUGAAAUUGCAUUUAUAGAAAAAAAUAAACCUAAAGAAGUUGAGUUAAAACCUCCAGCGGAAUCACCAGAGACAUUAGGUAUUGAUUGGUUAUUUGAGCAUACAGAAAGUGAAUCAGAGUCUAGUGAUAUGAAAGUAAGGAAAAUAGAAAAAAAUAGAUCAAUACCAUGGCAUUUUACAUUGUCUGAUGAUGACUAUACCACUACUUCAGAAGAUAAUAAUUCUAAAAAUAAAUCUGAAUCAAAAGAUGGAAGUAAAGAAGAAAUUCAAACUCCAAUUUCAAUUGGAUUUGAAAACACAGGCGCUAUACCAAAAACAAAAUCUGUUAAAGAUAUAAAAAAAUCAAAUAAAAAAAGAAAAGCUACAUCAACUCCUCAUUUAAGUGUUAAAAAUGAUUCAGAUAGAAAAAGACAUCGUAGAACUAAUAAAAAUAAAUCCAAUGAAUCUAGAAGAUGUAUUUGUGACAAGAUUAAAAGUGAUAUGGAUUGUGGAACUGAAUCUAAAAGUUAUCCUACGGUUACUGAUGAAUGGAUUGACAAUAACACUCUUAGUAGACCUGAUGCAAUGACUACAUUAAAUGUGAAUGAAGGUGCUUCUUCUUCUGCUGGUUCUCACAAUGAACUAAGUUCCCUUCUUCCCACAAGUUCUGAACCAGCUAUCACUCCAUCAAGCGAAUCACAGCAACAUAAUCAAACUUCGACAACUGUGAAAAAUGAAGUUGUUUUAGAUCAUAUUAAUGAUGUUUUUCAUGGUCGAGUUGAAAACAGAAGUAGAACGAGAAAUCGACAAAUUAGCAAUAGGCAUUUUUCUCGAAUAAGAUCUCGUGGUGAUGUAUUUAUUCCUCCAAUCCUACAAGCAGCUGAUGGUGUCAAUUUUCCUGCUUGUCCUGAAGAUACAUCAGAAGGAUCUGUACAUUUUUUUCGUGAUGAAAACGGUCGCUGGAUGACGUAUACUUUUAGAGAUAUGUUAAAUAAUAAUUCUUCAAUAAUUAAACCAUGCUCAAAUUUAUCAUCACGAAGGGAUGAUUCUACAGAUGAUCUUGUAUUUAAUCACUCACCUGUACGGUUGUUUCCUCGUCCCAUUCGUAAUUAUGAACAACAAUUAGAACAUGAAGAUCCUUACUGGCCACAAAGUCAACCACUGCGUUACCGUCAUUUCAACAUUUCACCAAUAAUUACACCAGUUGAAGAAAGCCUAGAACACGAACAUGAUAAUAAUAGACCAGAUUAUCAAGAUGAGUUUCCAGUAAUACCCAGGCAGCUGCGAUUUGAUCUUCUUGAUCCUAGUGUUGGAUUUCCUAAACCUAAACGAUAUUAUCCAUACAAACCAAUCAAGAAAAUUUGUUUCAAAAUUCGCUUUGAUCGUCUGGCAUUAUUAACUGCCAUUGAUCGUAACCCAACAUUAUUGGAAUUAUUUAUUACCAUUAUUCUUGCUACAUCAGUUGCUGUAUUGGGCGCUUUUGUAUUGUACUUUAAAUUCUACAGAGAUAUUCAUGCAUUUGUUUUUUGUUUUGUUAUGGCUGGUUGUCAGUAUUCUUUAGUGAAAUCUGUACAACCCGAUGUGGCAUCUCCCACCCAUGGUUUUAACAAAAUUGUAGUUUAUAGUCGUCCAGUUUACUUCAUACUGUUCUCAUCCAUACUUCUACUAACACAUAUUCAAUUAAACUCUGGUCGAACAUUUUACCAACUCAAGUUUUAUGGAUUCACUUUACAUAUUUUAUAUAUAUUAGAAACUAUUCGAGAUUUCUUAUCAAAUUUUUUAUUAUUCUUACCAAUCGCUUUUAGUUUGGGAUUAUUGCCUCAGGUCAAUACUUUUUUUAUGUAUACUCUGGAACAAAUUGAUAUACAUUUAUUUGGAGGUAAUGCAACCAGUUCACUUAAAGCAUCUGCAUAUUGUGUACUAAGAAGUUGUUUGGCUGUAUCUAUUUUAUUUGGAUUUGCAUAUGUAGCAUUAAAUGAUUGGUCUGGAUCAUCAAGAAAUGUAUUUUUCUCCUUAUUUUGUGCACUACUUACUGCCAUAUCUUACCAUUUAAGUCGCAGCUCUAGUGAUCCAGCUCCUAUAUUAAAUGUUCUAAAAACAUAUUUGUGGCCCAAUGAAGAUAUAUUCUCUAGACCUGAUAUGGAAUGUCCUAGACCUAAAAAAGAAACUGAAAAAUCAAAGAAAAAGGGCUCUGAACAAAAAGAAGGUGAAAGUGAAGAACAAACAAAGUCUGAAUUAGAUGACGAAAAUGAAAUUCAAGACGACUGGCCAAAACAGUUACAAGAUACAAUAAAUGGAAGACUGAAGACUGAUUUAAUUUUUUGUCCAAUUAUUGGUCUUAUUGUUUUCGCUAUUCAUUCUAGCAAUAUUUUUUCAGCUUUACAACCAGAAUUAAAUCCAGUUAUGUGGUGUACUACUUUCAGUGUUGGAUUUAUUCUACACUAUGUAAUACCUCAAUUGCGAAAGCAGUUGCCUUGGUUAUGCAUUGCUCAUCCCAUACUAAAGCCAUCUGAGUAUAAUCAAUAUGAGGUUAAACAAUUAGCUAAAAUUAUGUGGUUUGAAAAAGUUUAUGUAUACUUAUGCUUCUUUGAAAGAAAUGUUCUCUAUCCACUGAUGUUUAUUGGUUGUUUGACAUCUGACAGUAUAAUUGUUGUAACAAAAUUGGGAGUUCUAUUGGGUUCUUUAGUAUUAUCAGUAUGUGCACUUAAAUGUUUACGCUGCUCAUUUUCACAACAAUCCAACCAGUAUAAUAUACUAGCAUUUGCAGUACUGUUUUUUCAAUUGGACUAUAUAAAAUGUUCUGAAACUUUUAUUAUUGAUUACUACCUUACUGCUAUUGCUUAUGAUAAAAUUUAUGAGUUUUUACUUAAGUUGCAAUUUGUCAUAACAUACAUAGCACCAUGGCAAAUUACUUGGGGUUCAGCUUUUCAUGCUUUUGCUCAACCAUUUUCUGUUCCUCAUUCUGCAAUGAUGUUUCUUCAAGCAUUUUUGUCUGCGGUGGUUUCUUCACCACUUUAUCCAUUUUUAGGAAGUGCUAUAUUUUUAACAUCCUAUCCACGACCUGUUAAAUUUUGGGAGCGAGAUUAUAAUACUAGGCGAGUUGAUCAUACAAACACCAAAUUAUCAUCACAUUUGGAACGAAAUCUUGGUGCAGAUGAUAAUAAUCUUAAUUCAAUAUUUUAUGAACACCUUACUAGACUACUACAACAUACACUCUGUGGUGAUCUCAUAUUAGGCCGUUGGGGUAAUGUGUCACAAGGAGACUGCUUUGUCUUAGCAUCUGAUUAUUUGAAUUGUCUGGUUCACAUUGUUGAAAUGGGAAACAAUUUGGUUACUUUUCAAAUGCGUGGACUUGAGUUUCGUGGUACUUACUGUCAGCAAAGAGAAGUAGAAGCCAUAUCUGAAGGUGUUGAAGAUAAUGAAGGAUGUUGUUGCUGUGAGCCUGGACAUUUUCCUCACAUUUUAUCUCUAAAUGCUGCUCUUGGUCAACGUUGGCUUGCCUGGCAAGUAGUAGCAGCCAAGUAUGUUGUACAAGGAUAUAGUAUAUCAGAUAUUAAUGCCUCAUCAAUGUUACAAGUAUUUGACUUUCGGAAAGUAUUGGUUAGCUAUUACAUAAAGAGUAUUAUAUAUUAUGUUAUACGAUCACCAAAACUUCAACAAUGGUUAGCAUCAGAUGAGAUAAAAGAAGGACUAAAACCAACAUUAAGCAAGAAUUUUGUGGAUCUCGAUCCAGUUUUCAAUAUAAAUAUUGAUGAAGAUUUUGACUUGCUUUCGUGUGGUGUUACCCGCAACAGUUUCUGUUCAUUCUAUUUGGAGUGGAUAAGAUUUUGUGCAUUCCAAACAGAAAAUAUUCAAAAAAUUGUUAUAGAUAAAGGUAAAGAUUCUUUAUUAGUAUCAUUAUGUUUUGCACUCAGCUUACUAGGAAGACGAUCAUUGGGUUUAGCAUCGCACACUACCAUGUCAAGUGUUGAGUUUUUUCUCUAUGGUCUCCAUGCCCUUUUUAAGGGAGAUUUUCGUAUAACAUCAACGAGAGAUGAAUGGAUAUUUGCAGAUAUGGACUUGAUGCGUAAAGUCUUAGCUCCAGCAAUUAGAAUGUCAUUGAAACUUCAUCAGAAUCAUUUUAUGGUUCCUGAUGAAUAUGAAGAUCCAGCUGCUUUGUACAAUACUUUAAACUACCUGCAACGAAAUUUAGUGAUAUCGCAUGAAGGUGAUCCUGUUUGGAGAAAUGCUGUUUUGUCUGGAAUGCCAUCAUUACUUGCUUUAAGACAUAUAAUGGAUGAAGGUUCUGAUGAGUAUAAAGUAAUUAUGUUAAACAAGCGGUUUUUAAGUUUCCGUGUCAUAAAAAUAAACCGCGAAUGUGUUCGUGGUCUUUGGGCAGGGCAACAACAGGAAUUAGUUUACUUGAGAAAUCGUAAUCCUGAACGUGGUAGUAUUCAAAAUGCCAAACAAGCUUUACGAAACAUAAUAAAUUCAUCGUGUGACCAACCUAUUGGUUAUCCAAUUUUUGUUUCACCAUUAACUACUUCCUAUGCUGAGACCAAUGAACAAUUAUCAUCACUUGUUGGUGGAUCAAUAAGCUUAGGAAAGAUAAAAAAAUCUAUUAUUAGAAUGUGGUCAAGAUUAAAAAGUAGAUGUGUUGAGGGAUGUUCAAGUGGAAGUUCAUUACAGUCACACGAUGAAGGUGGAUUUGGACAUGAGGGUGUGUAUGCUAUGACACAGUUUAAUAGGCAUUCUGGAUAUGGAACCAGAACACCAGGAAGUCAGUCAAUUGAAAUGAGUGGAAGUGGAAGUGGAGUUGGUGGUAGCAUCAGUAGCAGAAGUGGUGGUACUAGAGGUAGUACAGCUAAUGUUGCUGGCAAACCAAGUUCUGCUGGUUUAGCCAACUUGGCAGGAUUGUUAUCAUCAUCACAAUCACCAAUCACUAGUUCACCACAAGCAUCAGUUGAUAGCAACCCUAAUGAUAAUUCUCCAAUCCAACAUAGAGUUUUGAUUUUGGAUCCAUUACAAGUGUAUGAUGCUAUAAACUUGGGUCGUAGAAUAGAUGUAGUUUGGCCAGAUGAAAAAAUGCGAAUAAGAGGUGGCCGUAGUCACUGGAAAGAUUGGUUACCAGAAAAAGGAAUGGAAGGAUUGGUGGUGCAUCAAUGGGUUCCAAAUCAUCGUGACUUGUCAAAAAGAUCUCACGUUGAUAAAACUAUAUUAUUGAUCAAGAUUGACGAACGUUACGUGCCUAUAGCUGAAGCCGGGGUUUUAGAUUUGGGAGCUGAAGUUUGAACAUAUUUGGUGUAUGGCUUACAUUAUUUGACUGAUUUAUUUCGGAAGUAAUUUUAAAACACAAAUGUUACAAGUAUACAUGCUUGAUAAUAUAGCAUUAGUCUUCCUCGAUACUACAAAAAAAAGUAUUCUGUCUUGUUAACGUACAAGUGUAUAUUAUGUCCUGCAAUAGUUUUCUUGGCAAAAACACACUCGUACAAUUUUUAUGCAAUAGUUAAGAAUCUGUUUCAUGUAAUUUUUUUACUUUUAUUGUUUUCUUUAUAUAUGCAUAUUUAUAUAUAUGUUUGUUUUGUAAAUAAUAGAUGAAAAUGAUGUAAAUUUUAAAUGUUAGAUAUAAAUGUUCCUUGUUUAAAUGAUCAUUUUGUGAUGCAAAUAUUUGUUGUUAACAUACA